This is a messenger RNA of Oncorhynchus mykiss (rainbow trout), 3522 nucleotides long. The record is from RefSeq and is a predicted model, not a curated record. NCBI's taxonomy places the organism in Eukaryota, Metazoa, Chordata, Actinopteri, Salmoniformes, Salmonidae.
GAGUGAGAGAGAGAGAGAGAGAGGAACAGACAGAGAUGACAGAAAGUGACAGAGGUGAGUUGGAAGAGGAUUGAGAAAAGAGAGGGAGGAAGAGAGCAAGAGCAACGUAAUCUGCCACAGACCACACGCACGCAAACACGCACACACAAACACAGACACACACACACAAACACAGACACGCACACAGAUAUCAGGAAGCAAUCUGUUCCGUGCUGACUGUGCAGGGUGCUGUCUUGUAUGUAAGCAGAAGAGUGUGUACCGUACGUCAGUGUGUGCACGUCAGUGUGUGUGUCUGCCGACAACAGGUUGCAAGUAUGACCCUCUCACCUCAAAUCUAAGGAUCUCUCACCCCACUGGACAGACACAUGGACACACAGCUACACGGACCAACACCAUGGGCUCAAGAUUAAAAGGAAACCCUGACAGGACCUUCUACUGGUUCUUUGAAGCAUCUUGUCCAAUCGCAAAUGACAAAGAUCCUGACGUGUUGUUUCAGUUUCCUGAAGACUUCAGUGAUGAGGAAUCCCGCCAGACCCUACCAAGGUUCUGCUUUCCCUAUGACAUAGAGAGAGUGAGAGAUGUGGUGCCAGUGCAACACUUCACCUUUGUGUUGACUGACUUGGAGGGAUGCCAACGCUUCGGCUUCUGUCGCCUCACCAGCAGCUCACACACCUGCCUCUGUAUGCUUAGCUACCUACCUUGGUUUGAGGUGUUUUACAAACUUCUGAACAACCUGGCUGACUAUCUGACCAAGGGACAGACCAAUGAGAUGCGAGAACUGCUGGGCGCCCUCUACACACAUCCCCUGCCAGUGGCUGUCGGCUCUGUCACUCUGCAGCUGGGAGAGAAGCUAUUGGUCAGGACAGAGAUGCCCCGCCCUCCUGGACAUGCCCCCCUCACCCCGGGGAAGGGGCAGGAAGGGGUCCCGUACUUCAUCGCUCCAGACCCCAGAGGACUCCCUUCCAUCCCUGAGAGUAGGAACCUGACAGAGUUGGUGGUAGCGGUAGAUGUGUCUAACCUCCUCCAGCUCUAUGCCAGCAUGUUGUUUGAGAGACGCAUCCUCAUCCUCUCCAGCAAACUCAGCACAUUGACAGCGUGUGUUCAUGCCCUCAGUGCUGUGCUCUACCCCAUGUACUGGCAACACAUCUUCAUACCUGUCCUGCCCCCACACCUACUGGACUACUGCUGUGCUCCGAUGCCCUUCCUCAUAGGAGUCCACUCCAGUCUGACAGAGAGAGUGAGAAGCCGGGGGUUAGAGGACGUGGUGAUUCUGAAUGUAGACACCAACACUAUAGAGUCUCCCUUCGAAGACCUGAAGAAGAUACCAGCAGAUGUGGUAUCAGGUCUGAAGUUGUGUCUGAAACGUCAGGCAGCGUCAGCAGGUGUGGGCGUGGCCAAGGCCUUCCUCAGGGCUCAGGCUCUGCUGUUUGGAGGAUAUGGAGACGCUCUGAAGGGAAACACGAAUGGUCAGAUCAUGUUCUGUGAGGAGGUUUUCCUGGACCACAGGUCUCCCAGUAUGAGACAGUUCCUACAGAGUGCUGUCCAUCUGCAGCUCUUCAAACAGUUUAUUGAUGGACGUCUGGAGCUGCUGAACAGAGGGAUAGAGCCAGACGACCUGUUUGAACAAGAGAUGCUACAGUGUGGAACAGCAGAAGCAGGAAGCACCAAAGCCUAUCAUCAACUGGUGGGCAACCUGAAGAAAGGGGGAGGAGCUCUCAUCCUUAACGUCAAGUCUAAGACUCACAUGUACAAGUCGGCCAAACGUGGCUUGAGGAACUUUCUAUCACCCAAGGAGCACGUUGAGAUUCUCUCCCUUAAGAGAGGCAACUCCGUGUCCGGAACACACACACACCGACGCAAACAAUCAGAUUGCCUUCAGAGCCGUUUACCAAUCACACAACACUUUGGGAAGUCUCGUCCCCGUCGUCCAGUUAACAAACAAGGCUGUCUCCUUGACGACGAGAACACACAAGAGAACAGAGACACCUGGGAGGAAGACUGGCAGGACAGUGCUGUCUCAGGCCCCGUGGCAGACCCAGAGCUCCAGGAGGAGGAGGGGGGAGACUCAGGUAUGUGUGACCCAGAGGAGAUGGACCUCCUGGGGGAGAUCUUUGACACGCUGAGUGCCCGGAGCUCCCAUGACCGCGGCCUGCUCUACGGGACACGAAGUUUAGACCUGUUUGGACCUGAUACUACUGACUACAUCAGACAGAGGGGCCUGGCCACUCCCAGUCAGGAAAGUCUAGGCGUGUCCAUCGGUGGGAGUGGCAGUCUGCACAGCUGGAACCAGGAGGACGGGCUACAAUACAUGGGGGAGGGGCCAGAACAGACCGAUGAUUCUGAUGGGCUAGGAGAGGGACAGGCGUUGUCAGAGGAAGCAUCAGAAACACCUCAAGGGAGAAGAGAGGACGGGAGGAGAGAGAAGGAGUGGAGAGAGGAGGGAAGGAGAGAGGAGGGAAGGAGAGAGGAGGGAUGGAGAGAGAAGGAGUGGAGAGAGGAGGGAAGGAGAGAGGAGGGAAGGAGAGAGGAGGGAAGGGGAGAGAAGGAGUGGAUAGAAGAGGGAAGGAGAGAGGAAGAGAUGGAAAGGGGGUUGGUGGAGGCAGAGGAGCUUAAAGAGAGGAAAGAGGUUGGGAUGGAGAGAUGGAAUGUUCUGAGGCAAGGAGGGCAGGAUGAUCAACAGAUGGAGGAGAGGAAGAGGGAUGAAGACAUCACUAUGGAGCCAGAGAUUCAGUCUGAAUGUGUGGGUGAGAAGGGGAAGGGGAAAGAAGUGGAGGGAGAGAAAGAGAGAGAGAAGAUGCAGAAUGACAGAGGUAAAGACCAACAAGAAGAGGAGAACCAGGGGCAGGUGCAGGAGAGAGGCCCCAAGACACCAGGAGAAUUACCCAGGAACAGAGGCCCAAGGCCAGGUGCUGAGUCUAGGGCCGGGGCAGUGGAGGACAACCAGGGAGAAGGGGACAGACUCACCCCCAAAACCACUGCUUUUCCUGGGCCUGAGAACGGCACAGCUCCUAAACAACCCCUGGGUCAGCUAGAAAGAGAAGAAAAGGGGGAGGAAAUAGAGGUGGGACCCACACCCCUUUCUCCCAGUGCUCUAUCUGCUGUAGCACGGUUCCAGUCACUGGCCUCCGUGCAAACCCUCCAUGGGAAGGCCCAGACCAGGGGCUCGCCUAAACCCAGUAAGCCCAGCAACACACCUCGGACCUGGGACACUAUACAGAAGAGCUGCCCUCAGGAACCCAACAACACCCAGGUCUCACCGAAUGACAGAGCUGGACCUGGCAUAGCCACCCCUGUCCUGACUACGCCUAUAAAUAACCAAUUAGAACCAGGGGGGAACACCACUGCGCAGGAAGACCCGCUCCCUGUCAAGGUGUCUGAGCUGAAGAAGAGAUUUGAAGCUUGAUGACUGGUGCAGGACUGUUUGAGUGGCGCAAAGCUCAGCCAAUGAUUUUGCAGUUUUCAAAGACUGUGGGACUUGAUGAGUCAGAGAAGAAAUGGGGAUGGGAAGUGAAACUCAGGAAC